AGAGAAACUCCCGUUACAUUGAAGAUUGGAACAUUUUGGAAGAAUGGAGAAGGAGAAAGACCAGGACCAGGACCAGGUUUCCAGAGGAGAGUUAGGAGGAUUCAACUCCGUGAGGCAAAGCUCCAAUCUUGUUGCAGCGGUCUCAGGACCUGAGGCCCGUAACACUGACACCAAGAAUCAUACAGGAAGAUCCAAAAGACACUGCUGUGAUGAUUGCGAACAAGUCUUCACCACUUCAUCAAACCUGAAGAUCCAUAAGAAAACUCACACUGGUGAUAAACCAUACAGCUGUGAUCAGUGUGGAGCGGCUUUUGCCCAAAAAGGUGCUUUGUCGAGUCACCAACGUAUUCACACUGGAAACAAACCUUACAGGUGUGAUCAGUGUGGAGCGGCUUUUGCCCAGCAAGGUCAUUUGACGAGUCACCAACGUAUUCACACUGGAGACAAGCCUUACAGGUGUGAUAAGUGUGGAGCAGCUUUUGCCCAUCAAAGUGAUCUAACGAGACACCAACGUAUUCACACUGGAGAGAAGCCUUACAGGUGUGAUCAGUGUGGAACGGCUUUUGCCCGGCAAGAUGCUCUAACGAGUCACCAACGUAUUCACACUGGGGAAAAGCCUUACAGGUGUGAUCAGUGUGGAGCGGCUUUUAUCCGGCAAGGUGAUUUGAUGACUCACCAACGUAUUCACACGGGAAACAAGCCUUACAGGUGUGAUCAGUGUGGAGUUGCUUUUGCCCAGCGAGGUCAUUUGACGAGUCACCAACGUAUUCACACUGGAGACAAGCCUUACAGGUGUGAUAAGUGUGGAGCAGCUUUUGCCCAUCAAAGCUAUAUAACGAGACACCAACGUAUUCACACUGGAGACAAGCCUUACAGGUGUGAUCAGUGUGAAGCGGCUUUUGCCGAGCAAGGUGCUCUAACGAGACACCAACGUAUUCACACUGGAGACAAGCUUUACAGGUGUGAUCAGUGUGGAACGGGUUUUGCCCGGCAAGGUGAUUUGACGACUCACCAACGUAUUCACACUGGAGGCAAGCCUUACAGGUGUGAUCAGUGUGGAGCGGCUUUCGCCCAGCAAGGUGCUCUAACGAGACACCAACGUAUUCACACUGGAGAGAAGCCUUACAACUGUGAUCAGUGUGGAGUUGCUUUUGCCCAUCAAAGUAGCCUAACGACUCACCAACGUAUUCACACUGGAAACAAGCCUUACAGAUGCGAUCAGUGUGGAGCAGCUUUUGCCGAGCAAGGUGCUCUAACGAGACACCAACGUAGUCACACUGGAGAGAAGCCUUACAACUGUGAUCAGUGUGGAGUUGCUUUUGCCCAGCGAGGUCAUUUGACGAGUCACCAACGUAUUCACACUGGAGACAAGCCUUACAGAUGUGAUCAGUGUGGAGCGGCUUUUGCCCAGCAAAGUAAUUUGACGAGACACCAACGUAUUCACACUGGAUAAAAAGUGUACAUCUGUGAUCAGUGCACGACAGAUACACGCAUUUCCACGUACAUAUACACCCACAAGUCCAGUCCACCCCACCAUCCCCUCACCCAGCGCAGAAUGAGGAAGUCAGCCGUCCCGAUCGGCCAUCACAAUACAAAUGAUGAGACAAGACAAGAGAAAUAUUUGUUGGGCCACAGUCCGAUAUGAACUAUGGAUUGUGUGAUUAUAUGAACAGUUGAGGCCUUGGGUCAGCUCUGAGUCCCAGUUCUGGGGCCUCAGGCUGAGACCAGCCUCGAAUUUAUGAUACCUGAUCGCAUGGUUUGGAACAAAGGAAACCUCAUGGACGCAAAGCUCAACCAGGAUUUGGAUCUAAGGCCCUGCAGUGAUAAGGAACGGCCCCUGAUUGGACACAGACCCCAAGCCACAGGGGGGCCUUGACUUCCUGGGCCAGCUAUAAAAGGAAAAGCUCUCUUCUCCUCUGCUCUGUCCGUUUUGCAGCGAGUGGCACGCAAGUUUUCUGAGCCCAAAGAGGAGCCGAACCAGGGACCCUGCAGGCCUCGACG
Molecule: messenger RNA, 2001 nt
Organism: Cololabis saira (Pacific saury)
Lineage: Eukaryota; Metazoa; Chordata; Actinopteri; Beloniformes; Belonidae
Product: zinc finger protein 665-like
Exons: 3
Coding region: 44-1453 (469 amino acids)
Biological process (GO): regulation of transcription by RNA polymerase II
Molecular function (GO): DNA-binding transcription factor activity; RNA polymerase II cis-regulatory region sequence-specific DNA binding
Source: RefSeq, a predicted model, not a curated record